This is a messenger RNA of Neltuma alba, 1067 nucleotides long. RefSeq names its product glucan endo-1,3-beta-glucosidase 12-like. The coding region runs from base 43 to 843 and encodes 266 amino acids. The record is from RefSeq and is a predicted model, not a curated record. Lineage: Eukaryota; Viridiplantae; Streptophyta; Magnoliopsida; Fabales; Fabaceae. The transcript is spliced from 4 exons.
AUACUGAACAAGAAGCUAAGCAAGCCUUCAAGAUUAUUGAAGAUGGCAAACAGAAACUUUUUCUGUGUACUUCUUCUCCUUCUCACUCAAUUCCUCUCUUCUGGAUCAAGUAAGAGGACAUUAAUGAAGGAAUCGCAUGUCAUCUCCACAACACAAAAAGACAUCACCACCCCAAUAACCACAGUCCCAAACUUAGUGCCCAUAAUCUCAUCACCAUCUUCUUCUUCCCCAUCUCCAAUUCUAAACCCUAAUUCCAGUCCAGACACAGUUUCCCCAGCUUCAACACUCCCAUACACCACCACCAUUAAUACUCCAACCACACCCAACAGCACUAAUUCCUCUGUUUCACCUUCUUCAUCAUCAUCUUCUUCUUCUUCUUCUUCUGGUUCUGGAGUGAGCUGGUGUAUUGCAAGCCCUAGUGCUUCUCAGAUGUCUCUGCAAGUGGCUUUGGACUAUGCUUGUGGCUAUGGUGGGGCUGAUUGCUCUGAGAUCCAGCCUAAUGGAAGAUGCUAUAACCCCAGUUCCUUGAGAGAUCAUGCUUCUUUUGCAUUCAAUAGUUAUUAUCAGAAGAAUCCUGUUCCUAAUAGCUGCAAUUUCGGUGGAGUUGCUGUAGUCACCAGCACUAACCCAAGUUCUGGCCCUUGUCAAUAUCCCUCCAUCAGCACAAGCACAUCAGUGUUGAACACAACAAACUCAAUGGGAGCAAAUGUGUUUGGGUCAGUUCCAGUGCCUAUGACUCCAUAUCCCUCUGCCGCACCUUCAUCAUCAAUCAUUUGCUUCCCACUUGUCUAUGUUACUGUAUUCUUAAUACAAUUCUUGUCAUCAAACACUUUUUGUCUCUGAAAAUGCAUCACUAAUUACAGUAUCAGAUUUUGCAAUUUUGCUUCUCUCUCAGCAAAUCCCCCCCCCAAAACCACACAUUUUUUUGGUUUAACUAGCCGUUAUAAGUUGACCAAAAUCCUUGUAAUCCUUGUUAUGUCAAUUGGCUCAUGUGGUUUGGUCAAAAAUUGCCUCAUGUAGAUUCAAGACACAUAUUAAUGUUAGGCUUAUAAUUAUUACGAAUCAUA